UAGACAACCUGGCCUUGGGCUUGCUUUUUCUUAUCCUACGAGAAGAAAAGGAAAAAGAAAACCGUUCAUGUCUAUCAAAUUUCUCUCUCCCUCUCCUUCUUCCUCAGCGAGAUUGCCACUGAACUUCGACUCACAGUGAUAAGGGGAAAUCAUACCGACCAUCUUCUCCUUCCAUGGGAACUCCAUCAGCUGCCAUGUACUCUACUAAAUACAAUAGGGGUUUCCAAUUCAGUAGCAAAAUCUCAGCUAGGCAUUUCAACAAACACCUGGCAUACCAAAGAAAACCAUCCGUUUCCUUGCCGAGUAGCGCGGUAAAUUUAUCAAAUUUCUCAGGUUUUUCUUUAAAUUCAGCUAAUAUUAGGCGUGCUCAUGUACUUCAACCGAUUAACUGUGCAUUUGCUGAGAACCCCACUUCAAAUUUUCAGCCCCAAGUGCUGUUACAGAACUUUAGAAAUUUAUCGUUUGAUUCAGUUAAAGGAGGAUUAUCUGAAUUAACCCCAAUUGGUGUCUGCAAGUGGGUAGGAAUUGCUGCUUUUGCUAUUGCAGCAGCAAAAUGGGCAGUUAAUUUGGUGUUGAACCCUUUUGUUUGGAUGUACUUUAGUUGGACAUGGUUGUUUUGGCCAUGGUUUGUAGCAAUUGGGCUUGGGGUUUAUGGUAUUUAUUGUUUCCGAAAGCAUUCUCGUUGUGAAGCGAGUAUAGUUGAGCAACUUGCCAUUGUUACUUCUGCAUUCACUUGGUUGACUCUAGUUCCACCAGCAUAUUUCAAUGGGUUUUUAGAAGGAUGGCCUUAUGUGUUUUUCUUUGUUUAUCACUACUUCUUCUUUUUCAAUGUGAGCAUUCGGAAACGGCUUUAUGGGGAUUACAAUAUGAGGCCACAUGAUCCCAAGUGGGAUGUGAGUGUUCCUAAUUGGUACCAGGUUUUGUUCGGUGUUGGAGUUAUGGUUGGACAUUGGCUUGCAGCUUUUGAGGGUCCAGAAUUGCAUCUUAUUCCGGGGGGAUGGAGCAACAUUGGGAUUUGGGGUCUGAUAAUGGCCACGCUCUUUAUGCAUUAUAAUGCGUCAUUGUACCUAGCAAAGUACUCAGAGAAGAUUGUAGUGCCAACUUCAGUUGUGCAAUUUGGGCCGUAUAGAUGGGUUCGUCAUCCCAUUUAUGCAUCCACGAUGCUUUUGUUCCUCACAUACUUUGUGGCACUCAGGGCUCCACUGAGUUGCCUAUACACAAUUGGUGUUUGUAUAAUGUAUUACGAUCAGAAAGCGAAGUUGGAGGAAGAGUUGAUGGCAGACACAUUCAGAGAGAGCUAUCUUGAGUACAUGAGCAAAGUUAGGUACAAAUUCAUUCCUUUUGUUUACUAGAUAUGACAUAUGUCUCAGUACUAGCUGUUGCUUGUGAUAUUUGAUAGAUGCGAAUGGAAAAUAAGAGUUAUAGCAUUUCCUCAAUUAUGCACUUGCUUGGAUGAUUGUUGUUUUGAUGAUUUUGUGGAACUAGUCAAUCAGUCGAAUCUUUUCUGUUCUUUAUACUCAGCUAGGGUCGUACAAUACUAUCUUCCCUUUUGUUUA
Messenger RNA from Spinacia oleracea (spinach), 1556 nucleotides. RefSeq lists its product as uncharacterized. The coding region runs from base 174 to 1352 and encodes 392 amino acids. The transcript has a single exon. The record is from RefSeq and is a predicted model, not a curated record. NCBI's taxonomy places the organism in Eukaryota, Viridiplantae, Streptophyta, Magnoliopsida, Caryophyllales, Amaranthaceae.